AUGCCUGUCGACCGUGCAUGCCGGAGCUAUGCGGGGUCGCCGGGGUCCCUUGCCUCGACGGUGAAGAAUGGUUUCUGA
Molecule: messenger RNA, 78 nt
Organism: Ectocarpus siliculosus
Lineage: Eukaryota; Phaeophyceae; Ectocarpales; Ectocarpaceae
Source: the annotation of a GenBank genome assembly